GAUAAGAACAGUGAGUGACCCAAGACGAACAGAAAGUGAUGCAAAAUGGCAGAGGCCAGUGUUGUAUUGGGCCAAGACCAGUUUAGCUGUCCAAUCUGUCUGGAUCUACUGAAGGAUCCAGUCACUCUUCCCUGUGGUCACAGUUUCUGUAUGGACUGCAUCACAGGCUGCUGGGAUCAGGAAGAGCUGAAGGGAGUCCACAGCUGCCCACAGUGCAGACAGACCUUUACACCCAGACCAGUUCUGGGCAGGAACACAAUGCUGGCUGAAGUGGUGGACAAACUGAAGAUCAUGGGAUUCCAGGCUGCUCCUCCUGCUCAGUGUUAUGCUGGACCUGGAAAUGUGGAGUGUGAUGUCUGUGUUGGGAGAAAACAAAUGGCAGUCAAGUCCUGUCUGGUGUGUCUGUCCUCUUACUGUAAAACUCACCUCAGAGUUCAUAAUGAUCUCAACCCAGGGAAGAGACACAAAGUGGUUGAUGCUGCUGGUAAACUAGAAGAUCUGAUCUGCUAUCGUCAUAAUAAACUGCUGGAGGUCUUCUGCUGCACUGAUCAGACAUGCAUAUGUGUGCUGUGUGUCAUGGAUGAACACAGAGGACAUGAUACAGUUUCAGCUGCGGCCGAGCGAGUUGAAAAACAGAAACAGUUAGAGGAGAGCUGCAGAAAAACCCAGCAGACAAUCCAUCAGAGACAUAAGCACCUGCAGCAGAUGAAAGAGGACAUUAAGUCUCUUAAGCACUGUGCUCAGGCAGCAGUGGAGGACAGUGAGAGGAUCUUUACUGAAAUGAUCCGCUCCAUUGAGAGAAGACGCUCUGAGGUGACACAGCAGAUUAGAGAUCAGGAGAAGGCUGAAGUGAGUAAAGCUGAAGAACUUGUGGAGAAACUGGAGAAGGAGAUUGCUGAGCUGAAGAAGAGAGAUGCUGAGUUGAAGCAGCUUUCACAAACAGAGGAUCAUACAAGCUUUCUCCGGAGUCUUCAGUCUCUGUGUUCUUUGACUGACCCAGUGGAUUCAUCAUCCAACCUCAGUGUGUGUUCAGAUGUGUCAUUUGAAGAAGUGAAGGAGAAUGUGUCUCAGUUGAAAGACAAAGUGGAAGAUUUACUGAAGUAUGGAGCAGACCAGAUUUAUAUGAGAGCAAAAGCCACCAGACAAGACUUCCUAACAUACUUAUGCCAACUCAAUCUAAAUCACAACACAGCAAAACCAAAUCUUUAUUUGUCUGAUAGUAAUAAUGAAGUCACUUUUAAACUUAAGACACUGUCAUAUCCUGACAAUCCAGAGAGAUUUGACUAUUGGCCACAGGUGCUGUGUAAGGAGGCUGUAACUGGAAGAUGCUACUGGGAGGCGGAGUGGAGCCCGGGUGACAUAGACACGGAAUGGGGAGGUUUUGUAGCAGUGUCCUACAAAGAGAUCUGCAGAAAGAGACGAGGCCAAGAGGUUCUGUUUGGGUUCAACAAGCACUCUUGGAGUUUAGACUGCUGGUCCACUAAAUGCUCUUUCAUACACAAUGAAGAGGUGACGCAACUCGGUGUUAUUCCCAGCAGAAGAAUUGGAGUGUAUGUGGAUCACAAAGCUGGAAUUCUGUCUUUUUACAGCAUCUGCAUCUGUGACAAAAUGACCCUCCUGCACAAAGUCAAGACCACAUUCACUCAGCCACUCUAUCCUGGUUUUUGUUUACGUUAUUUAAACACAAAAGUGAAGCUAUGCCAUUAGGUAUGCCAUUUUGUUUGGGUGUCACCUGUCUCAGUCAAAUGCAUAUUUAGUGCCAAAAUUGAAAAAUGUGCUUAUUUAGGAAGCCCGGGGCAUUUUUGAGACAAAGUUGGCAACCAGUCUUACUUUGUCAAUUUGGGUGUGCUGAAUUAAAAUCUGCAAUACAAGCUCUAUCUGAGCUCUGGUGACCUAUAGAGGUCAUUGAACUGUGGGGCUGUAAGCGUCCUAGCUGAACACAGUUCCUCAGCUUCAUAAGCAAUGAAAUGUACUAAAAUGAUUAAUUAAGUUAACAAAUGGCCUUGUUUGGUAAAUAUUGGGGUGCUGAAUUGACUUUUUCAUUUGCAAAACCACAUAUGACCUCUGAUAACCUCAAGGUUAUCAGAGGUCAGUGGUGUCAUUGAUAAUGAAAUGUUGUCCCAUUCCAGUUCCAGGUUCCAGUUCACCUAAUUAGUUGUGAAAUGUUCUUCCUUUUGUUGUCUUUAUCAUUACACCACUUUUCCAGCCUGUUGCCCCCAUCCUAACUUUUUUAAGACAUGUUGCUGGCAUCAAAUUCAAAAUGUGCUUAUAUUUUCAAUGAAAUAGUCAAAUGUAUCUCCUUCAACAAUUGAUAUGUUCUCAAUCAAAUAUAGGGUUAACAUGAUUUGUAAAUUAUAUCAUUCUUUUUUAUUCACAUUUCACAGAACAUCCCAACUUUUUCAG
Alosa alosa (allis shad) is the source of this 2403-nucleotide messenger RNA. RefSeq names its product E3 ubiquitin/ISG15 ligase TRIM25-like. The transcript is spliced from 6 exons. The record is from RefSeq and is a predicted model, not a curated record. Bases 46 to 1707 code for a protein of 553 amino acids. Gene Ontology annotation, molecular function: zinc ion binding; protein binding. NCBI's taxonomy places the organism in Eukaryota, Metazoa, Chordata, Actinopteri, Clupeiformes, Clupeidae.